This is a messenger RNA of Eruca vesicaria subsp. sativa (arugula), 471 nucleotides long. NCBI's taxonomy places the organism in Eukaryota, Viridiplantae, Streptophyta, Magnoliopsida, Brassicales, Brassicaceae. The record is from the annotation of a GenBank genome assembly.
AUGCUUCCUUCCCCUUUCUUCUUUGAGCUUCCUUUUGAUUCUAACUUCCAUCUUCUUUUGAUAUAUCAUCAUUUGAUAAAAUUGGAGAAGGUGAAGACUAAGCUUGAAUCUAAAAAUGGAUGUGAGCCAACAAUAGCUGAAUGGGCUGAAGCUUUGGGGCUAAGUGGACCUGUCUUGAAAUCUGAAAGCCACCGUGGCAGAAGCAGCAGGGAGAAGCUGAUCACUGCAAACUUGCGUCUGGUAGUUCAUAUAGCUAAACAGUAUCAGAAUCGUGGACUCAACUUUCAGGACUUAUUACAGGAAGUGACACCAUACAGUGGGAUUGAGACACCGGACAUGAGCGUAGGGAAGCAAAUGAUGAGGAACCAUGUAAGGAAUCUACUCAAUGUGCUGAGUCCCAAGGAGAGGAAGAUCAUCAAGCUGAGGUUUGGGAUUGAUGGUGGGAAGCAGAGAUCGUUGUCUGAGAUAUGA